Molecule: messenger RNA, 257 nt
Organism: Aspergillus piperis CBS 112811
Lineage: Eukaryota; Fungi; Ascomycota; Eurotiomycetes; Eurotiales; Aspergillaceae
Exons: 1
Source: RefSeq, a predicted model, not a curated record
GCUUGACAGGACUGUACCCCUGAAUAAAGACUAUAGGACUAGAACAAUUCCAUGCCUAUCGACCUGCGCCAUGGGCAGAUUCGGUCGUUCGAGACAAUUAUCCCAGCACCCAAUCGGAUGGCAUCAUGGGUGCUUGUUGCUUAUGGCCAUUGGCAAUACGGGUGCCUGGCUGCCCCGUGUUGUUAUUGUUGUUGUUGUUGUUAUCUCACACCAUACUUCUUCCCGUGGCGCUUACGAGCACACCAACAAGGUAGUAG